GGGUUUCUUCGAUUCGGCCUUCUGGCAAUUCGAAGUUUUACAAGCUUCGCACACUAUCCCGGCAAUUCGACAUGCUAUCAUCGCGAUCGCAGCCUUGCAUCGCAAAUUCAUCAGCGGACGAAUGCCUGUGGUACCAGAUGAUCUUACGGAUAAACAGAUCACGUUUGCCAUAGAGCAAUCGAACCGUGCCAUCCGAGAGUUGACGAAAACGUCGACGGAGAGAACCAUUUCAGAUAUGAUGGAUGUAAUGACUGCCUGUGUUAUGUUUUAUUGUCUGUGUUGCUUCCAGGGUCACCAAGCAACCGCUUUAGAGCACCUGCACAGUGGUCUCAAGAUCUUGCAUCAGUUGGACCAGGCCCUUGACAGUGAUACAGACGACCUUGAGAUUCAUCCUGUUUCGUUGAAGACCUUGCGAGCUAUCUUCGUAACCAUGGACGUACAGGCUAGAGGCGUUAUGAGCAAAGAGAUGCUGGAAACCUGGGCGAAAAGACCGAAGCGGAAUUUUAGUCGUCCUCCGAAUAGAUUCGUCACGUUUGCACAGGCGCGGUACGCUUUCGAGGCUUUGUACCACGAGUUGAUCGGAUUCAUGCAGGCUCUUGAUGUGGAACCACCACCAGCAGGGGUUGACGCGUCGCAGUGGAUUCAGAGCGAGUAUGAGGUGUUCCAGAGCGAGUUCAAUGCUCUGAGCAUCUGCCUGGACCAGUUUCUGGCGCGUUUAACGCACAUCACCGCCCAAGAGGACCGCGAUUCGGUACUGGGAAUCAAGCUUUUCCGUGAACAGAUACGAGUCUACCUGAGGCUCUUCAAAGGAUUCGACCCGGCCAAACGGACGCGUGAGAUCGAAUGGUGCGUGGAAGAACAGGACAUGAAAUUAAUGUUGGAAUUAGCUUGCGAGUUGCUCCGGGCACCGCCGGAUAUCAGUGUUCCUGCCGGGGCUCAGCCUGACGAUUACUAUCCGAACACAACUGAUCCGAAAUACGAUACAAAGAGCGACAUUCCGGCCUAUUCCCGCCCAGUGUUCUCGUCAAACACUGGCUUAUUAUCUGCUCUGUGGCUUGUGGUCAGCAAGGCGAAGUCGUCUACGCUACGACGUCGGGCGAUCGCGCUCAUGCUGGACUUCCCACGGCGAGAAGGGAUCUGGGACGGCGUUGUAGCAGGAAGGGUUGCCUGGGAAAUACUGAGGCUGGAGGAGACGGCCGUGGAUGGAGUGCUUGGUGUGAAUCCAGACCAACAGGCAGAGACGAUCGCGGAUAUUAACAAAGUCCGAGACUGCAGCAUUCACUACGUCGCCCCCAGGGUCAUGGAAGUUGAAUUUCGGAGUCUGAGGCAGUGGGAGGCUGGGCCACACGUGCGCGGCAUGAAGAAACUACUGGCGUGGUGAUGGCAAUGUCGAGGGGUCAGCAAAGAUGACUGUUGCAGGUGCCUGACUGAUUUGCACCCGAUUGAACAUGGAAAUGUGUCGAAAGAUUGUCCCAGUUCUGAGCCGGCACAAUCAGGGACACGGUCGAGAUGCCAGCCCAAAAGAUAAAU
This is a messenger RNA of Paraphaeosphaeria sporulosa, 1530 nucleotides long. RefSeq lists its product as uncharacterized. The transcript has a single exon. Bases 431 to 1381 code for a protein of 316 amino acids. The record is from RefSeq and is a predicted model, not a curated record. NCBI's taxonomy places the organism in Eukaryota, Fungi, Ascomycota, Dothideomycetes, Pleosporales, Didymosphaeriaceae.